Vollenhovia emeryi is the source of this 1093-nucleotide messenger RNA. RefSeq names its product cyclin N-terminal domain-containing protein 1-like. The coding region runs from base 60 to 947 and encodes 295 amino acids. Gene Ontology annotation, biological process: reciprocal meiotic recombination. Lineage: Eukaryota; Metazoa; Arthropoda; Insecta; Hymenoptera; Formicidae. The record is from RefSeq and is a predicted model, not a curated record. Gene Ontology annotation, cellular component: site of double-strand break. The transcript is spliced from 5 exons.
GCUGGUAAUGGCGCGCGUACCAAUUUGUAAGUAACACACUGGUAUUACGUGAGUGUGAAAUGGAUCUGGAUACUGCUUACAUCGAACCAUUGAUUGACGAUUGGCUGGAACACGUUGUGCAACUGAUGAAAGAACAAGAGCAGGAGCAGAUUGGAAACGCGAGCGAUUUUGCCAUGCCAUUUGUAGCGAUUCCAGCGUCUACUGUGAAAACUGCCUUCAAGGUAGCAGAGUACUUUAAGCUAGAGCCAAACGUCAAGUAUAUGGCCAUUCAACUGUACGAGAGAUUCAUGUGUAAGCACUUUUGGGAGAUUUACAAGACUGAGAUCGCAAACGAUUUCUCCGAAGCGUCAUGGCUCAAAGUCUGCGAGAGGAGCUCUAAUGAAGCGAAAUUAAAUUUAAUGUCGUGCUUUCAAUUGGCCUGCAAAAUGGACUCUCAUUGCGGCGCCUUGGGAAUAUCGCAAAUAAUCAAUUUUUUGCAUCUGAUUGACAAAGAGUCCGAAUAUACGCCGAGUAUGAUUUUCUCUUGGGAAAUUAAAGUGUUCAAAACGGUAGGCUUUAAAAUGCCCCUUUACACCCCGCUCAACUGCAUCGAGAUUCUUCUGGUGGCAACGGGUCUCGGAGAGACGCCAAAUACAGCUGACGUCUCGAUAGAUUUGUUGGACUUGGCUUACCUAAAGCACGACAUGUUGUACUCGCAAUUUCAUUUAUAUCAAGCGUACCAAGGUGUUGCCGCGGAACAUGUAACCAGAAAGCUAAUGUCGUUGAAAUCAAAUGUACUUUUCCUGAGCGCGGCAAUAGUGUAUUGCGCAACCUUCUUUUUGUGUCUGGAUACAAAUGUCUUGGAAGAGCAAGUUGUCGUGGCAAAAUUGGCUCAAUUGUCAAAUACAACAGACACCGAUAUCUUUCGUAUGGCCGACGUGUUGCUCUCGAUAGCGACGCAAGAGUGACGCUUCUCUUCUCUUUUCCCCCUGCAGAGAGAGCUCGUUGAGGAGGGAUUGUACCACGCUCUAAUAUCUUAUUCUAUUGUACAGAGAUAAUUAAAUACCUUGUGUAAUAUGUCACACGCAUAUUUCAAUAUACAAGUGCAAUGAAA